CCGUCACCAUUUUCAGAAUCUCGCAAAGAAGUGGAGCUUUGUCUUGUUUUUAUCCAUUUUAUGUUUUAAAAGAUGUCCUUGCAGAUUGAUUGGCAAAACAGCCAAGUAAAACUUGGUAAUUUAAUAAUCAGCCUUGAAGAUUCCACCCCAGACUUUGAGCAGAAUCUGGGAGUUCUGAGUCUAAACACACAAUCAUACUUCAUUCCCAGCUGUACCAGGGCACAGGUUUUCAUCUUCCUUGAGAACUACACAAAAGAAUUGAGCAAUGUCAUUCAUAUGGCAAUGAAAAGCAAAGCUACAGCAUCCCAGACAUAUUCUGAGGAGUCAACUCCUAGUUAUGUUCACAAAAGAACAAUUUUCAGCUAUGCAAUGUGCCUUGUGAAGAAAAUAAUAACAGAAGUUAAACAAGAAUUUAAAUCAAAAGAAGGGGAUAGCAUAUUACAUGGGAGUAGUAGGCAGCCAUUAAUGCAGUGCCAGCCUGUUUCUACAGGUAAGACAGAUGGAAUCCACACAGCAAUGAGUUUUCACAAACAACCGUUGAAAUUGUUUGUGGAUAGUCUUCACAAAUACUGUGAUCCAGGCCUGCUGGACUUCGCUACACAGCUUAUAUCUGUUGCACUUCAGGAGGCAAAGGAAGAAGUUAGAGCUUCCAAAAGUGAGAGCAGAAGAUUUUCAUCACUACACACAGCUGUACCACCUUUACACCAUCCUGAUUUCCUCUGCAAGAAUGGCUUCCAUUCUAGUCCUAACUGUACACUUCUCAGUAAGUCUGAGAUUAAAAACUGCAUGGCCUCUGGCACAAGUCAAAAUAAAAGUUCAAGUAUCUCUGAAGUUGUCUUUGAUCACAAGAGUUCAGGUGACUAUUUUGAAGGGUCCCACUUUACCCCACUUGAACAUGAGGCAGGCAGUGCAUGUAGCAGUUUUCCCAGUGAACUUGUGCAGGAUUUCCACCCUUCUCCUCCUCCACCAACACCCAAAGAUGACACAGAAGAGGGGCCCACUAGAUGUGAAGCACCAAAUGAGUUUAUGGAAAAACUGGUUCAGUCUUUAAUUGGUAAAUAUUCUGAAAGUGUGGCAUCAAUCAAUGCCCGAAACAGAGAAGCAAUGAAGAAUCACUCAAGUGGCCAAGUGGAUAGUAUAGAACUCUAUGCAGAUCAACUGGUGAAGGAGCAGCUUAAAUUGGUUUUGUGUAGUGGCACAGCUGAAGCAACAGAAGGUGCACACUGCCACAAGACAGGCUGCAAACAUAAUUUUCUGUCACAAACAAAUAGAGCUGUGAAAGUGAAGUCUGCUGCUGCACCAAAAAUGAAUCACGCACCCCAAAGCUCUUCACUGAGCCUUCCCAGCACGAUGAGUCAGGGUUCAGAAAAAAAGAAAGAUCAAUUGUCUGAAAAGAAAGCCUCAAGCAAAGACAUAAUGUAUCAUCACAAAUAUUUUAUUAAAAACUUUGCUGCUUUUGCAGACAAGUGGGUGGAAGAAUUAAUCCAAUCCUCAUUUCAGAUAUUAAAGACAUCAUUGCCUUUCAGGCAGUGUCCAGAGUCAGCAAAGGUAGGAGGGAAAGCAGAGCCUUUCAGAGACUGUGGGCCAUGCAAAGAGUUGCAAAGAGAGACACUGAAAUCCAAUAGAAAUAUGGAAAAAAGGAGCAGUUCUACUACCACACCAACUGUGGUCACCAAAACUGUUCCUGAAUGCCAGACUUCACCACACCAUGUCUGUCACACAUAUGGCAAAAUGCUGACACAAAACAUUCUGCGUGAAGCUUUCAGAGCACAGAUGGUAGCUACUCCUUGUGAUAAUCAAAAUGAGGUCAUGCAAGAUCUGUUUACCAAAGUCAAUGAUAAAGCUGAGAAAAUGAGUGAGCAAAUUUUGCAGGAUGCUAUUGUAUCACUGGGGAAGCAAGAAAGUCAAAAACAUUCAAGUGAAAUGGAAGUUCAAAUGUUAGAAGGCACAGACUCCAGCAGCCUCAGAGAGAAAAAUGAUGGAGGUACACAGUCUGUGCAGACAUCAUUAGAAGGAAUUGGAAGAUGUAAACUGGACAGUGCAAUUAGACAGACUCAAGACUGUGUUAAGCUAUUACCUAAAAAAUUACCUGGACAAUGCCAUUCAGAGAAUGGCCAAAGUGUUAUUUACCAGUCAUCUGUGUUCAAAGCACAGGAGUACAGAACUGACUCUUCCAGAAUGUCCAUUGUACCCUUGUCUAUCAUGGAAGACAAAGAAUUUACAGAAUCUGACACCAAUAGAAGUGUCAAACCAGUGUUAAUAAAGAUGGACGUUAAGCAUGACAUUUUCACUCAAGAGCUCCAGGUUUUACUUCUCUGGGCAUCUGCCUCACAUCUGAAUAUACCAGCUGUAUACUGCAUCCUGUCAACUAAAGAAUCUCAAAAACAGAUUUCAUAUGUUGUAAAGAAUGUGCUGAAGAAGUCCUGGACUGUGAGUGACCUGCUGAAAAAAGUGCUCUCCUACUGUGACCUGAAGAAAGAGGCUUCCAUCAAGGGUCAGCCUUUGACAGUGCAUUUGUUUGAAUGGAUGCUUCAUGACACAGAACUUCAAGAAUCAUGAAGAUGUUUUUACCUUCUUCUUCAAUCUUAUAACUUUUCCACUCAUCAGUAAUUAAUAUUCAGUGAAGAUUUUGUGGCCUUUUUAAUGGAACCUGUCAUCCAUUGAUUUUCUUAUUCCCCUUUCUUGGGAGUGAUUCAUGAGAGCUGGAACCUAUAUAGACAACAUCACACCUAAGAAUCAUCCAUCUAGUUUGGGAUCUGUUCAGUAGGAUGGUGUAAAAUGAACUGGUCCUCUUCUGGGUCAGCUGUACAACAGAAGACUAUCAAGAAGGAUAUUUACUCCAAUAUGUAAUUGUACAAACUCUAAAUUCUAGAUGAAAGACUUGGAAAACAUUCAUUCAUAACCAGUUGGGUUAGUUAAUUCUGAAUGAAAAACGUGGAAACCUUCACAAUGCCUUAGGAACCUCUCAUCUAACUUUGAAGUAAUAACAUGUUGGAAACUAGACUGCUAUUUAAUAAUUUCCACAUGGUCCAUGUCCAUGGAUGACAGUUCCACCUCAAUUCACAGACCUAUUUGUGUUUUGUAUUAACCUUCUCCACAGAACACAUGGAGUCUUCUUAAAGUCAGUUUAGUAAUCUCAAGAAUAACUUCGUUUUCCUAUUCCUAGAAGAAGACACACUUAAAGUUCCCUAUUUUCUUCAGUUCCCUGAAAAAUAUUUGCAUACUGGACUUGUUUUGUUUCUUUUCUACCUGAAGAUGCCGUGUGCAGGGUUUUCAUAUGUGUGGUUUCUCAUGUCAAGUUGGGUCAUUUUUGAAAGCUUUCUGCAGAAAAAAAAAUAAUUUGGCUUUAUGAGGGUUUUUAUUUGUGCCUUUUUCAAAGGAACCACCAUUGACAUGGACAGUGUCAAACUCCAAGAGUGGUGGGACUUCGAUAUCAGCAAAACAAUCCCCAGACCAACAGUGUCAUUCAUUGGGCUGGUUUUCAGGUGUCAUUGGGCUGGAAAUAUUUUCAGGAACUGGCUACCCUGGCUGUGUGAUGAUUUUGCUGGUUCAGUGGGACACAGUGGCUUAUAUCUAUCUAUAAGGCAUUGGCUAUAGCAUAAGCUGGGAAUAUAUAUGAAUCUGAAGAAGCAGGUCAUUGAAGUAUGGAUUGUAUUCAGCAUGACCAAAGAAUAGGGGUUUGACUCCAUUUCAAAGUGUCGACAAUGCAAAUGUUAACUGCUUGGAAAUUCUUUCCUGUUUAAAUGUAAAUGUUUAUUCACGUAUUAUGCACAAGGAUUCAUUAAUGACCCACUGGUUCAUGCAUUUUAACCUGGAGACAGGCAUACUGCCAAGAACUUUGGUGGUCUGCAAGAUGCAGUCAUCUGGUGAAAGACAUCUGGUUAAACAGAUCUUGUAGUCUUUUAGCAUAACUGGGAGCGUAUGGUCAUUAGUAACUUUAGGUCAGCCGCCACAUUUUUUUUUUCUUAAAGAGCAUGUCUUGUCAAGCAUAACAUGUCCAUCCGUUACCAAAUCAGCUCAGUUUAUUAUGUCAGGUCUGAGGAGAUUGGAACCUAUUCUGACAGCUUCAGAAUGAGGGCAGAUCAACAUUUGAACAGAAGGAGUGCUGAUGUACUGGAGAUGCGUAAGAAUAGGUUAGUCAAGAAUUGUUUUAACUAGAGAAUGGAGCAGCAGGGAGUUUUGGACAGGACAAGUUUAGAAUUUCACAUGAAAGGACAAAUAGUAGUUUAAUAUUAAAUACACAGAAUAACUUAAUUUCUAGUCCAAAGUUAAAGUGUCAUUAAAGAAUAAGUACAGUAAUGUUGCAUUGACGCUGGACAAGUGACAUCAUGACAUGAGUCACCAAAAGAAUGAACUGCAUUACAUCAUCUAUAGCAGAAGAGCCUAUAAAAACAGCAACUCUGCCCUGUCUCACACACUUUUUCCAACUAGUACAGCAAAAGGCAAGUAGUCCUUUUAAAGAUAGCGAGUCACCUUAAAGAGCCAAGUAAAGAGCAGCAAAUCCAUCCAUUGUGUCACUCAGUCCUGACACUAUAAUAUAUUCAUAUUUGUUUGCCUUAAUGUAUGGAGUAUUAAGAAUAAAACCAAUCAGCUGGAAUUAUUUGCUUAGCUGCACAUAACUUUUAUAUAAUAGGAAUAACAGUAAUGGGCAUGAGUAAUGCAUAGAGGGGUACACAUUAUUUAGGAAAGACAGGCAAUAAAAGCAAACUGUGGAAAAGAUUUAAAGGUUUACAGUAAAAAAAAACAUUCUCACCUCCAGGCAGUGCUGAGAAUGAAUUCAAAAAAGUGGAUGAAAUACAGUAUUAGAAUAUGUCGUAAACAAAUUAAACAUACAUUUGAUAAAACAUUUGAAUAUAAAUCAAAUGAAAUUUUGCUCAGAGUCUACAAUAGACUAGUUAAACCAUAUUUGGAACAUCAUGUAGAAAUAAAGAGAAAUUAUUCAAAAAAGAGUCACAAAACAUAUUUCACACAGUCUCCUGGAAAUUGGAACAAACUACUGUUCCAUGCAUUUGAAAUGGAGAGCUUGAGGAGUUAAAAGCCAUUAUGUACAAACAGAAGAGCACCCAAUGAUGCUUCUCCACUAGUCUCAGUGAGCUGGCUAAGAUGGCCUCCUCAUUUAUUUCCACAGGCAUGUUUGCAAAGUUCUCUUUCUUCCUACACAGAACCCUUCAAUGAGACUGUAAUGACACCACUUCCGCUUUUAUCAUUACGUUGCAGAUAAAAAGACUGUUGUAAAUGUAUUAUUUUCUUGGACCACUUUUAAAGACGUGUUUAAAUUUUUUGAAUCAGUAAGGUGUUGUGCACCGGACUGUAGCCAAAGUAAAAACAUUUAGCUAAUUGGGGAACAUGAGAGGUCUUCAGCAUGACUUUAUGAUCUUUCAUUUCUAACAAGAAAGUAGCCACAAUUAAAUAAACUGUAAAAUGUCAACUGUGUGCAGAAUUACAGUAAUAGUACUGUGAAAAAAGGAAAAAAAAUUAAGAAUAGAAAUGUUUAGAUUUGAUGGGAUUAAUGUAGAGGUUACAUGACUAUUUGCAUCAUUGCUUAUAAUAAAAUAACAAUAACUGGAACUGGGCAGUCAGCCUCAUUCAUUUCCCUAGUUUUAGGUCAUGCUGGCUUCCAUGAGGCUUCAAUGACCUACUUAAUUCAGAGCAGCUAUUAAUACACAACAGCUUUAAGGUAACUUCAGGAAAAGCCUGGGGUUAAAAAUGUAUAUAUUGAUUUGUACUGUUAGACCAGUUCAGAGAUUUGGAAGCAAAAUGCUGCAACUGUACUGACAAAUGGCAUCAGCCUGGGAACAAGUAACCACCACUAUAAGCAGACAUUCCAUUGUAUAAAUAAGUCGCUUCAGAGCCAGCUGCAUGAAAGCCAAUAAAACCAUCAAGCCUGCAAAGUCUUAAAAGAAUUUCAACAGCGAGUGGUCUUGGAUAGCAAGUGACUUAAAAGAGUGAUGUAAAGAAUGAGAAUCCACUAUCACUCAGCACUGAUGCUACAUUGGUUUCAGCGGCGAGAUAAGUAGAAUACCUACAGACCAACUUAGCAAAACACCUAGUGCUGCAGAGAGGUAAAAUGGACUUGUUAGGGUCUUUUGAGGAGUUGCCUCAAUGCUGAGAUCUGGGGUCAGAAAUGUCAUUUGCAGCAUCAGUACAGGAAGAAAGACAGCUGAGUGACUACUACUCUGCAGUGUUACCACUGCUUCUCUAUCUCCUAAAAGAGUGGUAGAUUGAGUUGUCGCUGACUCCAGGGGCUUCAUGUAU
Polypterus senegalus (gray bichir) is the source of this 6255-nucleotide messenger RNA. RefSeq lists its product as uncharacterized. Gene Ontology annotation, molecular function: protein kinase A binding. Bases 73 to 2559 code for a protein of 828 amino acids. The record is from RefSeq and is a predicted model, not a curated record. Gene Ontology annotation, biological process: intracellular protein localization. The transcript is spliced from 4 exons. Gene Ontology annotation, cellular component: cytoplasm. NCBI's taxonomy places the organism in Eukaryota, Metazoa, Chordata, Cladistia, Polypteriformes, Polypteridae.